Arvicanthis niloticus (Nile rat) is the source of this 2331-nucleotide messenger RNA. RefSeq names its product LHFPL tetraspan subfamily member 5 (gene Lhfpl5). NCBI's taxonomy places the organism in Eukaryota, Metazoa, Chordata, Mammalia, Rodentia, Muridae. The record is from RefSeq and is a predicted model, not a curated record. Gene Ontology annotation, cellular component: plasma membrane. Gene Ontology annotation, biological process: detection of mechanical stimulus involved in sensory perception; sensory perception of sound.
AGGCCCAGAUCCUGGCCGACUUAGAAGAGGCGGUAGGCUCGAGCUCAUCCUGGUCAGGGCGGACACGGGCGUCUGGGAAGCGUCUCUUGCGAAGCCAAGGUUGACCUUGGCCUGCUGCGCUCCCAGCUAACUGGGGGAUGCUCAUUUUGCGCCCUGACCUCAGGCUGCUCCUAAGACCAGGCUGAGGACUGACCCACGACCGGGUCUUCUGUCUCCUAGAGCUGUAGAACUUCUCCCAGCCAGUGCCCCCGUGCUAGCCCAGCGGCCUUCGCCAUGGUGAAGUUGCUGCCAGCCCAGGAGGCAGCCAAGAUCUACCACACCAACUAUGUGCGAAACUCGCGCGCCGUGGGGGUGAUGUGGGGCACGCUCACCAUCUGUUUCUCGGUGCUGGUCAUGGCCCUCUUUAUCCAGCCCUACUGGAUAGGUGACAGUGUGAGCACGCCACAGGCUGGCUACUUUGGCCUGUUCUCAUACUGUGUGGGCAACGUGCUGUCGUCGGAACUCAUCUGCAAGGGGGGCCCUCUGGACUUCUCCUCCAUCCCCUCCAGAGCCUUCAAGACUGCCAUGUUCUUCGUAGCUUUGGCUAUGUUCCUCAUCAUCGGCUCCAUUAUCUGCUUCAGCCUGUUCUUCGUCUGUAACACAGCCACGGUCUACAAGAUUUGCGCCUGGAUGCAGCUGGCUGCGGCCACAGGCCUAAUGAUCGGAUGUCUGGUCUACCCAGAUGGUUGGGACUCCAGUGAGGUGCGGCGUAUGUGUGGUGAGCAGACGGGCAAGUACACACUGGGCCACUGCACCAUCCGCUGGGCCUUCAUGCUGGCCAUCCUCAGUAUUGGAGAUGCGCUCAUCCUCUCCUUCCUGGCUUUCGUGUUGGGCUACCGGCAGGACAAGCUCCUCCCUGACGACUACAAGGCAGAUGGGAAUGAGGAAGUCUGAAGAACCAAGGUGCUGACAAGCAACUCUUCCAGCAGGCCAUUACCUCUGUGGCAAGGAAAAUUAGAACUCGGAUCUGUCAGAGAUGAAAAUUUCCCUUCGGCUUCCUGUCCUUGGCUCCUCCAGACCUGGGGCAGAGUCUCAGCACAGGGCAGAAGCCCCUAGUCUCCUGUUGCCCAGACAACUGUCUGCAGCAUACAGUUCCUAUAGAAGUGCAGUGAUCCACGUGGGGACACUCAGGGGCUGAGUGGCAGAAGGGUGCUUCCUCAGAGACCCUGGUUUCCUUCCUAGCUAAGGAUUCCCACCAGCAAACCAUUUUAUUCUUCGGUGGCCUCUCUGCUGUACGUUAGGUUUGUGAGUUCACGUCUAGACACCCGAACGGGAGCCUUCUGCCUUCUGCAGGGCCCCUCUGCCUCUUCCCUGCUCUCAUGCUGUCUCAGAGAAGGGCGGGGAACAGAGACCAAACCCAGGAUCAGAUUCCUAAGCUCAAUUUGACUUCACAUUUCCCACAGUGCUCCAGCUGGAACCAGCUCCUAGCUUCAUGAAAAGUAGAUUUUCACAGGACUACGUGGCACUUUUGUGAGAAACUUGGGAUUGAUCAGAUGGGUGGUUGUCUGCUGGCUUCAGUUUAGGUGACAGUUCACUGAAGCAAAUGGCAGCACUACUCCCUGCAGGGGGAGCCUGUUAAUGACCCUGAGAAACAGGAUCUGGGCUUCCCCCACUUAGGAGAGCUGCCCUCUCAGGUGAAGGGGGUACAGUCAUCCCUUGACAACCCACCCAGGGUGCUGCUUCCUCUGCAGUUCAGAGAGGCUUGGGAGAGCAUCCAAGCUAUCCUUGAAUGGCUGGUGACAGUGCUGGGAAGGCAGUUCAGCGGGGACAGCACCUGCCCUGCAUGUGUGUAGAAGACACUGCCCGUCCUCAGCACUCGAGGGAAAACAGCAUAUAAACUACUAGAAUGGGAUUUGAAUGGGAUUUGAUUUUGUCACCUGGUCCACAGCAGCUGGCUUGCUUACAGAAAUGAUCACACCCAUGUUCUUUUGCUAAUACAAUUUUUCAGUUUACAGUCAGGCCCUUAGCGCAGCACCCUCCCUUACUGUGUGUGCCACCCAUAGUGGACUCCUAGGAGGCCAGACGUUUCCAGGAACCACUCUACUCUCAAGUUCUCCACAAUGAUGAUACCGUGAUGAUCCAAAGAAGCUCCUAGGUGCGUGACACACCUGCAGGCCGGCUAAUCCCUUAGAACCGCCUUUUUGCUCUACCUGAACGGAGACAGAAUCCAGCCUCACCGCCAACAAUGAUUAUGGUUCUUAGCGCUGUUUACGCAGAUUUGCCUUUAAAUUCUCAAUGUCUCUAAUAUCAUUCAUCCUUGAAAAUAUGCAGAAUAAAAACAUCAGUGAAACU